This is a messenger RNA of Trematosphaeria pertusa, 1991 nucleotides long. RefSeq lists its product as uncharacterized. The record is from RefSeq and is a predicted model, not a curated record. NCBI's taxonomy places the organism in Eukaryota, Fungi, Ascomycota, Dothideomycetes, Pleosporales, Trematosphaeriaceae. The transcript has 2 exons. The coding region runs from base 246 to 1895 and encodes 549 amino acids.
CUCCUUAGAUUUCACAGCCCGCAGGCUCCUACCCCAUUCGGACCGCGCGAGAGCUUUCUGGUGCCUUGUGACUCACCUGACCCGCGCACGGCUUUCACGAGUGGCCUCCCGCGUGCGCCUCCGCCGUGUACUUAAGCUGUUCCCUCUCCGCCACCAGAACCCCACCGCGCAACCAAGGAAACCAUCUGUUGUACCAGUCCAGCAAGCACCGGUGCAGACAAACUCCAGGCAGAAGUCCCUCAGUUAUGGCAAACGGCAACAUCACCGAGCACACGGCCACGGCCGGCGUCACCACUCCUGUUCCUGACGCGACCGCCGCUCCUGUUGACGCAGGUACCAAGGAACAUUCAGAGGCCACCGGACCAAACCCAACCAAGCGGCAGGCGAAGACGCGCACGACCAAGGCCCAGCGGGCUCGCCAUCCGCUUUUCGUCCUCAUAGCUUGUCUCUGCUAUUUGUCCAUGGCUCUCAGCUUCGUGCAUAAUGGCUUGCACGGUGUUCGAGCCAUUCUCCAACCUCGUUUACGCGAUGCGAACUUUUUGGCCCGGGCUUACACGACCAAACACCGCUGGGAGCUGUCCCUAAACAUGCAUCUGGAGACUCUGGUAUCGACUCCGCUCGAGAAGCACUCGUUCGAGGAUCAUGAUGAAUGCCUGGCUCGUGGCAUCACGCUUGCGGACGCCCAUUUCGGUGACUUCCCUUACGACAUAUACCCGGACAUCCUCAAUGCCACCAUGGAGUGGGUUGAGGACAACUGCGCUAAGCUCAUCUUCACGCCGCAAGUUCAUCCGGAGCCUGGAUCAUACACUCUGCUACGCGCGAGCUGGGCAACAAUCACCGAGAAGUCCCAAACCGUUAUCCACGUCCUCAAGAACUACGGCAGCCGCAUCAAAAACUGGUUGGAGACGAACUGGUUGGGGAAGGAGCCCCAUGCCCAUCAUGAAGUACAAGUCCAACAUAGUGCUGGUCAUGAGCAGGAGUCCUUUAAGCGGCCCCUUCUGAUGCCGCACCGCUUCAAGCUGGUCUGCGGUGACAGCCCUGUCUGCCAUCUGGAAUACAACCCUCCCGCCGAGCACGCCGCCCUCUUAAAGAAGGCGACCGAGGAUGUUGUCAAGGACGCUCAACGCAAGGCGGUUGCCCUAUCCACGUACACGGCCGCAACCGACAAUGUCUUAUAUUGGAACAAAGCUGCCCAGUGGAUUUCGAUUCCGCUCGAAAUCGUAGCUAUCCUAACACUCACAGCGGCGCUGUGGUAUGGAGAUUCCCCGGAUCGGUCAACCGCUGUCUCCGUCAAAGGAGUGGGCCUCGUGAUGCGCAAGCUAAUCGCUGAGAUCUACUAUAAGGAUAUGCAAGUUCUGCUGUUCCUUAUUGUACAAAUCAUCUGCAUCCCGCCGAUGUGCGGGGAGCGGACUUUCCCUCCCGGUCGUACCUCGGAAAACGUGGUUGUGCUCUCCAUUAUGUCUGGGGUAGGUUUGAUCAUUCCUUUCUUUUUUCCCUUUCCUUCCCUUUUUCCCUCUAAAGACCGCGUGGAAAACAUAGUCUGCUUCGUGGGUGCCGUUGUGGAGCUUUACAACGUUCUGCGAGAGUCAGAGGACGGUGUUUCCAACGCCAAGGACGAGAAGAUCACCGAGGAUGACAGCCCGGCGGACGGGGGACGUCGACACACUCCCUCAUCUGACUCGAAGCUUCCGCGUCGCCAAAUCUCGCCGGAGACUUCACUACAGCAGGAUAUCGAGGAGGAGCGUCAGGCUAUGCGUGAGGAGCUAGCCGAGCGCAAUGAAGAGGGCGGCUGGCAGGAAGCUCGUGGUGAACGCCCCAUGAAAGAGAUGGAGCUUGGCUCGGAUACCAGCUCCGAAUGGUCUGUCGUGGAGCAGUGGCAAAUUCCUUCGGCAUAGGAUGCUGCACUGUGUUCGCAGCGGGGCGGGGCGAGCAUUCCCUAGGCACGGUUUGUGGGUGGUUGUGCGUGUGUCAUUUUCAUGGGCUUGACCCGA